This is a messenger RNA of Rotaria socialis, 693 nucleotides long. The record is from the annotation of a GenBank genome assembly. Lineage: Eukaryota; Metazoa; Rotifera; Eurotatoria; Philodinida; Philodinidae.
AUGAAACAUAACGAAGAAUAUACGUAUGAAUUAAUUAACAAUGAAAGCGAUGCGCGCAUCUGUGCUCGGUUGAUAGCCGAAGAAUUUGUUCAAUAUAAUCCAAUAGCAGCUUUUGAUGAAAUUUCAGCUGAUGAAUUUUUCAAUGGGCGCUCAUGGCCAAUCAUGAUGGAUUUAUUUGAUGAAAAAUUAUCAUUUCUAGCUAGACAUCGUAUUUCUAAUGAAAUUGUUGGUGCUAUUACAGCUGGCGAUCUAUUUGUACAUAAUCAGAAUCAUCCAUAUGAUGAGUUUGGAAUACCAUCAACUAUACCACAUCAUGAUUUACUUGAAGAACAAGCUAAUCAAUUUAUUAAUUGGGAUUUCAAUCAAAAACUAGUACCUUCUUUAGUAUUACACAUUAGCGUAGGCGCUACACGUGUUCAACAUUCACGUAAAGGGGUAGCAAGUCGAUUACGUCGACUUCUGUGUGAUUAUGCGAGCGAUAUCAAAGGAUUUCGAUAUGCAUUUGUUCAAGUAACAAAUCCAAUAACGAAACAUAUUUAUACAAACAAAAUGGGUGCACAAAUAGUGCGCAUGAUUGAUCCUACGACGUGGUCGUGGAAAAAGAAGAAUACUCAAUUGUUUCCAUAUAAAGAUUAUAAGAAUGGACCUAUAUUCAAUGUUCUCUUGGAGUUGACAAGAAAAGAAAACUUAUAA